Messenger RNA from Acipenser ruthenus (sterlet), 2341 nucleotides. It is a transcript of the gene mettl8, whose product is annotated as methyltransferase 8, methylcytidine. Lineage: Eukaryota; Metazoa; Chordata; Actinopteri; Acipenseriformes; Acipenseridae. Bases 298 to 1506 code for a protein of 402 amino acids. The record is from RefSeq and is a predicted model, not a curated record. The transcript has 10 exons. Gene Ontology annotation, molecular function: tRNA (cytidine-N3)-methyltransferase activity.
UAUGCCCUCUAACGGGUUUUCUUCCGUGUGACAGGUUUACAACGUUGCGACGCCUUUGCGCUUUAUACUUCGUUUUGCAUUACCCAGCAAUAGAUGUGACUGGUCUAGCAUGAUUAACAUUGAAGAUAGUGGAUAUGGAUGCAUUUUCUGUAAUAUUUUGUUCACGAAUAAUUUAUUUUGAUUUUUUCAGAGCUGGAAAUAAUGCUCCUGUUGCAUAGCAGUGUGAUCCAAUCCAGGUUUUAUUGGGAGUUUAAUGAGACACCUUAGCCAAACCAAGAGGGAGCGGAUUGUCAGAAAAUGAAGCUGAAGAGCCAUUGCACAUUUUUUCAGACCCUGUCUAGUAUUGCAUGGAAAAGAAAAGCUGGACCACAGUGCAAACUUUGGAGUAGUGACCGACCCACCGCACCCCUUGGUGCAAGGAUAUUAACUGAUCCCAAGAAGGUGUUUGAACAUAAUAUGUGGGAUCAUGUCCAGUGGUCACAUCAAGAAAAAGAAGACGCAAGGAAGAAAGCCAUUGAAAAUUCCAGUGUCCAGAUUCCUCUUGAGGAACGAGAUAAAUAUGAUAAAGAAGCUGGUAAAUAUUGGGAUGAGUUUUAUAAGACACAUCAAAACAAGUUCUUCAAAGACCGCAACUGGCUGUUCUUUGAGUUUCCAGAGCUUCUGUCUCACAGACGAGAGGGGUUUGGUGUGGAGGAAGGGCAGUGUAAUGUAGCUGUUCCUGCCAGUAAGUCUGAGCUAUGCAACAGCAAGGACCCACAGCCUGAGCAGUCAGAGAGGUUUUCUGCACACAGCAGUCUUCACACUGAGCACAGAGGAGGAGUGAUUGAUGGAGCUGUUAGUUCCUGUGGAGGCUCUGGAAGAAACAAUGAGAUGUGGAAGAAGAUGAAUACAUUCCCAGGUAGUGAAGCAACAUUCAGGAUCUUCGAGGUUGGAUGCGGUGCUGGAAACAGUGCGUUUCCUAUUGUGAAUGCCUUGAAAGACAAGAGUGUAUUUCUUUACUGUUGUGACUUCUCACCUCAGGCAGUGGAGCUGGUAAAGACCCACCAGAACUACAGUCGGGUUCAGUGUCAUGCCUUUGUUCAUGAUGUGUGCGAGGAAGCAGCCACCUUCCCUUUUCCAGAUGAGAGCCUGGAUAUCAUUCUUCUUGUCUUUGUACUCUCCUCCAUUCACCCUGAGAGAAUGCAGGGAGUUGUAAACAGAUUGACCCAAUUACUAAAGCCUGGGGGAACCUUGUUGUUCAGAGAUUAUGGCAGAUAUGAUCUGUCACAACUUCGGUUUAAAAGAGGUCGCUGCCUGUCUGAAAAUUUCUACGUCCGUGGAGAUGGCACCUGUGUCUACUUUUUUACAAAAGAUGAAGUUCACAAUUUGUUUUCGAAUGCUGGUUUGAGUGAAAUCCAAAACUUGGAGGACCGGCGCCUCCAGGUGAACCGGGGGAAAGGGGUGGUCAUGCGCCGGGUGUGGAUGCAAAGCAAGUACCACAAACCACUGGCCCACUCUGACCCCUAGAAAAGUGAUUGUCCAGGCCUGAGCACAACAGAAAAUAAUUCAGGUCAGGGGGUCUUCAGGAUUGUGAGAGAGACUUCUAUCAAGAAGUAGCAGAUUACAUUGACAGAGGCAACACAUGCAAGUGGGGCUGUCAGAAUAGCGACGACUGAAAUAAAUAGUGCCCCUGUGUGAGCCCAUUGUCUUGUGUGAUGAGCAGCAUACGGACAGCAUGCUAUGAAUUAAAAAUCUAAAUCCUGAAGGAGUUGUUUUACUGAACUAUGUUUAUGUAUAACCACGUUCGGUUUCAUAACUUCUACUAACACCACAUGCUGUACAGCAUAUGAUACAAUACAAAUAAUACAUAUUGUUAUAUGUUUUCAGUUGUUAAAUCAGUUACUGUAACAGGAUAGCGCUGUGGCCAGAUGGUACUGCCAGGAAAGAGACUCAGACACAAGGAAGCUGCAGUUUAAGCUUGCAUGCUUAAAACCAAACAAAGAACACAGGAACAAACAAACUGGGCACGAGGGCCAAAAUAAAAGGCUUAAACAAAAUACACAAAUGUAGGCUGGGCAUUCACCUUCCGCCCUGCCACAGUUACAUAAACAGCUCAAGCAGGGUCAGGGCAAAGGGAUUUUUCCUAAUAAUGUGGACACCCACACACAAAAAAAAUCUGCAAUGCGAUCUCGCGCACAACUUUCAUUCUGUGUUAUGUAUUAGUGGGUUAUUGUACAGUACAUGUUGACAGACGGCUUUCAGAUGCUGCUUAUUUUUACUCUAGCAUUGGUUCGAACAAACAAGCCACUGUAGUCAUGUUCAGGGUCGUAAGUGUACAGCAAAAAUAAAAAUAAAAAAUUGA